AUGGCCUCUAGCUACGUCAGAUCCCCCCGAAUCAUCGCCUUCUUUAUUGGUUUCUUCCUCCUCGUCUCCGUCUGCGCCGCCAACGCCGCGCCGGCGACGAACAACACGUUCCAGCCCGGCGAAGAGCUCGCGAAGCUAAAGAGGAUCAGAGCUCACCUCAGGCGGUUGAACAAGCCUUCGGCAAAGACAAUUCAGGUCUGUCCGCCGGAGUUCUCCAGCAUCCCCUCUCUUCCUUUUCUGUCGGGAAACAGAAGGCUGAGAAUAUUUCUGCAUUUUUUUGUAGAGCCCCGACGGAGAUCUGAUCGACUGCGUUCCAUCACAUCUCCAGCCCGCUUUUGACCACCCAGAGCUCAAGGGGCAGAAGCCUCUGGUAAGUAGGAAAUCUCCCUCCCCUCGUUCUUUCUCUCACCCCCCGUCCCUACUUCCUCUCUACCGCUCACUCUACAAGCUCCGUUUGUUGGAUGCUUCAACAACUUGUAUGAUCUCUGUCUUCCAGGAACCACCGGAGAGGCCUAAAGGCCCAGAACCGGCGGAUCCCGCCACCGUGGAGAGCUUACAGUUGUGGGCUGUUUCCGGCGAGUCUUGCCCGGAGGGGACGGUUCCCAUAAGGAGGACGACGGAGGCGGACAUGCUAAGAGCCAGCUCCCUCAGAGGAUUUGGGAGGAAGCCGGCGGCCAUGGUGCGGCGUGACUCUACCAGCGGCGGGCACGAGGUAAGUUCUAGAGGGAAAUGGAGGAGAAAUACAGCUCAGCUUGCUCAACGCUUCUCUAUCCAUGUGAUCAUCUUCUAUAUAUACCCUCUAUUUGCAGAACGAAGAAAUGUCUAGGAAUUCCUAAAGAUAGUCUUUGCGGACAUUCAAAUGAGAAGCGCCCAGAGGCACAAAUUUCUUCCAUCUUCUGUCCUGCGUAGCCAUAAGAGGAGAGGUACCGUGGGCUAUCUUCCAUGUGCGAGAACAGAAACCCCUUUGAGUUCCUGAAAGAUGUUCACUGUUCUUCCAGCUUUCUCAUCCCGAUCCGCCAUUGACUUUUCACUCCUGACCUCCCACAUCACACAAAUCCAGCUGCUUGCGCAAAGAACCUUUGUCCAACGGUCCAUACCCAUCAACUUCUCUCGUGCUGGGUCAUUUUAGAAGGCUUUCAGAAAGAACUUAUAAUUGAAGGGUGGUCGACUUUAGAGACCAUUCAAAACUUCUACCGUAUAGUCUUGUUCAUUAGAAAUCUAUACUGGAGCAUUUAAUAAACUCCCUCUUCAAAUAUAUUCUGCAAACUUUCAUCAUAUGUGCAUCGAGACUAACAAAUAAUUCACUUGGGUGCAGCAUGCAGUUGGAUAUGUGACGGGGGAGCAGUACUUCGGUGCGAAGGCCAGCUUGAAUGUGUGGGCGCCUAGGGUUACUACCCCUUCUGAGUUCAGCUUGUCUCAGAUUUGGGUGAUCUCUGGCUCCUUCGGCGGUGACCUCAACACCAUCGAAGCUGGUUGGCAGGUGAAUCUCUCUCUCUCUCUCUCUCUCUCUCUCUCUUCACAGCUUAUUAAUGAGGUCUUAACGUUCAUAUUUAUAUUUUUGAACGAGAGAAGUUCAAACUUUUAAUCCGAUCUUCAGCAUCAUAGCUUUUAUUCUGGUUGCAUGGUAUUUCUCAGGUCAGCCCUGAGUUAUAUGGCGACAACCGGCCGAGGUUCUUCACAUACUGGACGGUGAGGUUCCUUGUUCCUUUAUAUAUUAUCUUCCUCGUCGAUGAACUCCAAGUCAGUAUGGUGCGAUAUAACUCGACGAUAUGAUCAUAUCGUGCAGACCGACGCCUACCAAGCCACGGGAUGCUACAACCUGCUGUGCUCCGGCUUUGUCCAGACGAACAACCGGGUCGCCAUCGGCGCCGCCAUCUCCCCGUUGUCGGCCUUGAGCGGCAGGCAGUUCGACAUCAGCCUUCUCGUCUGGAAGGUAUUAACUACACCUCAUCGAACUUCCCCUAGAUGCUUCCCUCCCACGGAAACGCCCAGGAUGAGAGAGAGAGAGCUUACGUAGGAUUGGGAUCCGCUCCCCGCGGUCUGAGGGGGAAGAUAAUCUAAUGAGGACAAGUUUGAAUAGACGGAUGGGCAACGUGCUUCUCUCGGGAUUGGGUUAGAUCGGACGGAUGAGGAAACGAGUGCUAGCACGCCGGAACGCACUUUCCGAGUCGGUCGGCAGGCCGGACGGUGGGCACGGCGACUCAUCAUCCCCACGCCUACUCCGGUGAGCUAUUGCCGGCGGGGAAAAGAGAGUUCUCAUUCAUUGCUCUUGUUUUCAGGACCCGAAGCACGGGAACUGGUGGCUGGAGUUCGGGCCGGGGCUGCUCGUCGGAUACUGGCCAUCGUUCCUGUUCAGCCGGCUGGCGCAGCACGCCAGCAUGGUGCAGUUUGGUGGCGAGGUGGUGAACACGAAGGCCGCCGGCGGGCACACGGGGACACAGAUGGGCAGCGGCCACUUCGCCGGAGAGGGCUUCGGCAGGGCAGCGUAUUUCCGCAACCUGCAGGUGGUCGAUUGGGACAACAGCUUGGUUCCCCUGGGAAAUCUCCGGGUGCUGGCCGACCACCCUAAUUGCUACGACAUCAAGGGCGGAAUCAACAAGGGAUGGGGACAUUACUUCUACUAUGGAGGGCCAGGGAGGAACAUGAGAUGCUCUUAG
Messenger RNA from Spirodela intermedia, 2657 nucleotides. NCBI's taxonomy places the organism in Eukaryota, Viridiplantae, Streptophyta, Magnoliopsida, Alismatales, Araceae. The record is from the annotation of a GenBank genome assembly.